GUGUGUAUGUGUUCUUCAUAUAACCAUAUACAUUGAAAAACAACUCAAACACAAACAAACCUCUCUCAUACCCUUAGCUUUUAUUCCCUCUUUUGAUCUUCAUGGAUCAGUCCCACAAAGUUUCUUCCUUCAGCUGUGAACUGAGAAUAAUACAAGCCAAAAACGUAGAGACCUUAAAGUCCACAAAGAACUUGUUUGUGAGGGUAUAUCUUCCUUCAGGGACCGACAAAAGAGUUCAACUCUGCACCAAAAGAGUUUCCUCAAACAUGAAACAUCAUGUUCCCUUUUGGAACGAGUCGUUCAGCUUAGAUUGUUCGUGUCCGCAAGAAUUGUUGGAAAGGCUUAGGAAGGAAAGGGUUGUGUUGGAGCUGAGACAAAGCAAGGUGUGGGGGUCGCAUGUGGUUGGAAAGGGUGAGAUUCCGUGGAAGGAAAUUGUUGAAUCACCGAAGAUGGAGUUGAAGGAAUGGGUGAAAAUGAGUGGAAGUGAUGAAGAUGAUGCAGCAGAAGUGGAAGUGGAGAUUAAAGUGGUUGUGGAGAAGAAGAAGAGUGUUGGGAGAAAGCGGUUGAACAAGAAAUGGAAUGAGUGUGGAUGCAGACAUGGCCAUGAUGUGUAUGCAUGCUGCAGUGCUGAAGAUUAUGAUAUGUUUGCUUUAGGUGCAGUUUUGGAGGCUUUCUGAACAUGAAUUUUCUCCUUUUCAUUUUCCACUGUUGAGAAUUCAUUUUCUUAAUUAAUGUUGUAAUUGUACAUAUGUGGUCCCAGUGAUUUGUUUUGAUACUUGAAGAACUGUGUAAUAUUUAAUUAAUUAAUUAAUUGAUGUCUGGGCAUGCUGUA
Messenger RNA from Vigna unguiculata (cowpea), 832 nucleotides. RefSeq names its product nitric oxide synthase-interacting protein. NCBI's taxonomy places the organism in Eukaryota, Viridiplantae, Streptophyta, Magnoliopsida, Fabales, Fabaceae. The record is from RefSeq and is a predicted model, not a curated record.